Ochlerotatus camptorhynchus is the source of this 4191-nucleotide messenger RNA. It is a transcript of the gene Socs36E, whose product is annotated as Suppressor of cytokine signaling at 36E. The transcript is spliced from 6 exons. Gene Ontology annotation, cellular component: phosphatidylinositol 3-kinase complex. Gene Ontology annotation, molecular function: 1-phosphatidylinositol-3-kinase regulator activity. Lineage: Eukaryota; Metazoa; Arthropoda; Insecta; Diptera; Culicidae. The record is from RefSeq and is a predicted model, not a curated record. Gene Ontology annotation, biological process: phosphatidylinositol phosphate biosynthetic process; intracellular signal transduction. Bases 276 to 2417 code for a protein of 713 amino acids.
UCUGCUGCACCAUCACCAUCAUCACCAUCACCACCACCAUCAUCACAUUGGACCGUGGACGUGUCCGACGUCUUCCUUCCUGGCGGUUGCCACCACUGCCACUCCAAUUCCACGACUUCCUACUCCGGAAACGUGAUCUGUGAUAGCACUUCCAACAGCAUGAGCAACAAUGCCAAUGUCCUGAAUCGUACUAGGCAACAGCAUCAGCAGCAGCUGCGACAGCAGCAACAAUUGCUCGCCAGUGCCGCUACCCAAGGUCCAGUCAGUCCCAUUUGAUGGUUACGGCUAGUUCAGUGUGUGAAAUGAGUGAUAAGUUGAGUGAUUUGAAGCUGAACCAAAGUUCCAACAUCAGUGCUACAGAAGCUCACAGCAGCGACGAACACCCAUUCAGUGCAGGGGAAUGUCCUCGCUGUGCGAUGGCAUCGAUGCGACAGGGCUCGACUGGGGAAUGUGAGGAGAAGAUAUUGAACACAACCCAAGGAAGCAGCACGAAAGAAUCAACAAAAAUCGUAUCAUCAGCAGCAGCAGCAGCAGCAGCGCCAUCCCCAGCAGCUACAAAUGCGGCGUCGGCGACAGGAGCAACGACGGUGACGGCAACGACAUCGUUGUCCUCCUCAACCUGCUGUCGGCAGCCGUUGCUGACGACGACAACGACGACGACAAGGACGAUAGCACCACCAGCGCCAGCAGCGACGUCAACGUCGACGGCGGCGACGCUGCUCAGUUCGCUCACAUCAUCCGGCAAGAAGUCACGCGUGUGCAAGUGCUGUCGCAGCUCCAACUGUGCCAAUCAGGCGAAUAACAAUAACAACAACAACAGUGGUAAAGGAAGUUCUGGCACAAAUUCAUCAACAACAACAACCGGAACCAAAUCCAAGAAGGGCAACUGGGGUCUCAAGUUCAACUGUGCCAAACUGCGCGGUUCCAAGUCCAGCCAGGCUGCGGCUGCGGCGGCCACACCUUCGUCAUCGACGACAGCAUCGACAGCAGCAGCAGCAGCUUCGUCAGUGACGAGCCCCUCGUGUGCGAGUACUGUCUCGUUGGCGGCGACCAGUCCGUCAUCGUCGAUUAUUGGUUCCUCCAGUAGACUUCUCAAGAGUGAAUCAGAAAAGACGGAUUCAUGCAUUUGCACCCUGUACCGCAAGGUGGAGGACCUACCGUCGACGGUAUCUUCCAACAAUGGUUACCCGCUUUCCACGAACCCGUUGAUGAUCCCUCACCAGCAGAUACGCUACCAGCACCACCACCUGGACGGAUCAACUUCGAACGGCCCUGGAGGAACCAUCAGAGGAGGAGUAACCGCUGGUAAUCAGCAGAACCAUGGAUUCAUCUUUCCGUCGGUGGCCACAACGGCAGCCGGAGCAGCAGCUAGUCAUCACGAUCUACACACUCACCAUCAUCCGGGAACGGCCACCACCACGACCAUCAUCCAUCGGAUAGAUGGAUCGGCAGCGCAGGCACUGUGGGGAACUGCCACCGGUCACCCGGCUGGUAAUUCCGUAAUUGUGCUUUCUACGCCCGGAAUGUUCGACAUUUCCAGGUUCAACAGUAGCGAUGAUUUUUCACUUGAAGAUUGCGAUGAACGAGCUAGGCUUCAGCGCGAGCUGGAAAUUCGCGAAGGCGUUGACGCUCCACCCAAUUUCACUCCGCGAGGUUUGAUGUCCGGAGGAACGUUGACCGGCGGAACAGCAUUGGGGGCAGUUGGAAAUGCCUCGGGUGGUGUAAAUACGACUGCCGCUGGCAACCAUCAGAUUGCUUUCAUGUGCACACCGGACUCGUCGUCUGCGCUCAGUUUGCUCCAGCGAGGAUUACUGCUACCGAAUAAUCUGCUCCAUGCUGAGGAAAUGCCUCGGCUGCUCCAUGCCGAGGAAAUGCCUCGGGUGCACUCACAGGUCGAUUUCAUCCACUGCCUGGUGCCGGAUCUGCAGAAAAUUACCAGCUGCUGUUUCUACUGGGGCAAAAUGGACCGGUACGAGGCGGAGAAGCUGCUGGAAGGCAAACCGGAGGGUACGUUCCUGCUACGCGACUCGGCCCAGGAGGAGUUCCUGUUUUCCGUUUCAUUCCGAAAGUACAACCGUUCGUUGCAUGCUCGCAUCGAGCAGUUUAACCAUAAGUUCAGUUUCGACUCUCGGGAUCCCGGCGUCUACACGGCAUCGACGGUGACCGGUUUGCUGGAGCAUUACAAGGACCCGUCCUGUGUGAUGUUCUUCGAGCCGAUGCUAACCUACCCGCUGAACAGGAAGUUCGUCUUCUCACUGCAGCAGCUGUGCCGGGCGACGAUCGUCAGCAAUACAACGUACGACGGAAUCAACGAACUGUGUCUGCCAAAAUCACUCAAAUCCUACCUGAAAGAGUACCAUUACCGACAGCGGGUACGUUUCAGGCCGCUCGAUGAACACCUCUAUCAUGACCUAUAGUAUACAAGAUCGCAGAACAGCGGUGCGCGAAUGCGUCGACACCAAUCACGACGUUCGAUGCGAUUUCGACGGCCGAGGUUUCUUACUGGCGACAUAUUCAGCAGCGUGCGAAGCAGCAGCAGCAGCAUCAACAGCAGCAACGUCAGCAACAGCAGCGACGAAGUGGAUUACAAUUGGCCAGAUCCACCGGUAUCCGCUGCUGGGCACCGGUAUUCUCCGAGUAGGAGGUCAAUAGAUCGUAUUGUCUAUCGUAUUCCAGAGAUGAGACAUGAUGAUCAUCCUUCUGAAUUGGCACAAGCUUUCUUCGUAAUGUUGGAACGGGAACCUCAUAGGCGACCGCUGCCGCAGACGAACCAAAGGACGAGGAAGCGACUAUUUUGUUGCUUCGGAGGGUCCCCGUAAAGAUGAUCUAAUGUCUUGUGCCGUACUACUGUCCUGUAUCAUAGUUGUGGUAGAAUCUUCAAAGAUUGUAAAUAGCAUUCUAUUAUUUCCAAUAAUAAUUUAUACCAAUCGUUGUUAUUUAAGUUAUUUUCCCAAGAAUCAUAGAUCAUUUUCGCUGUAAAAAGUAAGUUCAAUUUUCUUCCAUCAAAGUGGAACAAAAUCCGCUUUGCAAUGCACACAUAUAGCAGAUAAGGCAAAGCAAACUAUUUCCUUCCUAGAUUUUAGCGACUGACGUUAGUAGAGAGAAAAGCAAAAAGGAAAGUUGUUGUAGUCACAAAAUAGAACGAUCGGAAAAGGUAAAGUAAAGGUUUAGUAACGGAGAAUAGAGAAGGAUCAUAGCAAAAAGGCAUAUAGAGCAAAGACUAGCAAAUUAUAAGCAAAAUGUAGGAUCACCUUAUGUUGUUUUUGUUGAUUACUUUUAGUUCGAAUAUUAAUUAGACAUUAUUUUUGCUGUGAACAAUAUACCUAUGAUAAUACUAAAAAAUAAACCAGUUGGAUUCAUUCGAAGCAAAGGAAAACGGAAACUUACCUUACUGUUAACCAUGAACGGACUCACACACUCUCUCCACUCAAUCUCAAUCUCCAGUUGCCACCAGAUGGAAACAUAUAACGAAACCAGCUCCCCGGAAGUUCAACAAUGAAACAAUCCCAGUAUUCGAAGCUUUCUUCGCUAAAUAUUACAAACAAACAAAUGAAAAGCGUACAACUGUUAGAAUUACAAUAGUGCUAAAACAAACGAUAACAACAAACCCAUAUCUAAAACGGUAACAUACACAAAAUCACAGUAAUACAAAUGGAAGCGUUCCCAGUGGUGGUCUCUUGUUGCAAUGGAAAUCUGAAAUCAAAGAAACUCACUCACUUAAGUCUAGAAGGUAAAUGAUUAGAAAUCCAUAAAUAACCAGUAGAUCAGUGCAGAACACAACAGAUACACAUACAUUCAAUUGUGCUAGUGUGAGUGUCGAAUCCAAACUUGAUUGCAUUUUACGUUAAUAACAACAGAAAAAAAAAAAACAAAUCAAAACAUGAACACACGCCACGAAUGGAAGGAUGAAUGAACAAGGUAUGAUGAAACACAAGCAGAAGUGAGACUCGGCAUAGAAGAAUAAGAGGAAGUUAUAAACAAACGGUAAUCAAAUACUAAAGCAAGCAAAUCACAGUUGAGAAAGAAAUACGUUCUGGUAGCUUUAAUUAACUAAAAUUAUACAAACGUAGAAGAAGAGAAGCAUAAUAUAAAGAAAACACUACCCCCUAAAAGUGGUAGGAUCGUUUAGAGAACAAGAAAACAGCAAGUGUAUAAAUGAAAUAAUAAUAAAAAUGUGUAAUAUAAUAUCAA